AUGGGCGAAUCACGGAUAGUGACCCUUGUACUAUGUACAGGCCUCGCAUGGCUGGGCUUCAAACUUCUGCGUAUUGGCCGACGGGACAAGACGUUACCGCCCGGCCCGCGUACUAUCCCUGUACUUGGAAACGCGCACUUGAUUCCGUCAAAGUUUUCGUUCUUGAGGUUCGCGGAGUGGGGCAGGAAGUACGGUGGCAUAUACUCAAUCAAAGUGGCGAACGCCACAGUCAUCGUGUUGUCCGACAUGAGAGUGGUCAAAGAGCUUCUGGAUGACCGCAGCAGCGAGAUGUCGUCCCGGCCGUACAUAUACGUGGCAGAUAUCCUCUCGAAUGGAGAACCCUGUGUGGAGAGCGAGUCGGAGGCCUUAUCUUCACACAUAACGCGAUAUGCCUUAUCUUCCAUAAUCGACUUCGCAUUCGGAAAACGCGUGUUACAAUAUGACGGCCCCGAAAUGCAAGAUUUUCAAGCAUACAUCCGCAACUUCUCCAAAGCGCUCUCGCCAGAAUCUGCGCCGGUAGACUUGAUCCCGCCUCUGCGCUAUAUCCCAGACUUCAUGGCGCCAUGGAUGAAGCUUUGGAAUGAAACGCGCGCGCAGCAACAGUCGCUUUAUUUUUCGUUCUUGCGAUGUACGGAGCAAGGUUUGGAUAGUGGGAGUAGAGAACGUUGUAUCAUUCAGGCGAUAUUGGCCCGGCGCGAGGAGCUUGGUCUGACGCGGGAGAUGAUUGCAUACAUUGGCGGAGCGCUCAUAGAUGCUGGAACGGAGACGAUAUCGACUCUGAUGCAGUCUCUAAUUCUCUGUCUCGCGAAAAACCCGAGAUGCCUGAAAAAAGCGCAGGAAGAGAUUGACGACCUCAUUGGAGACAAAAGGCUCCCAAUUGCCAGCGACAUCGACGAAUUGCCAUACAUCCAAGCCUUAAUCAAAGAGUUGCUCAGAUCCAUCGCUUUCGACCUGUUCUACCCACUGGCCUUCCACAUGCGGCUAUCCAUGACUGUCAUGGGGGAUAUACCACAAUCCAGGUCGGUCAGCUCCAACAAUCUGCCUGUCUCUUAUCUCACCGAGAAUACUCCAGAGCUUUUCGAGCGUCCUGAUGAAUUCUGGCCGGAACGGUACCUACUCACCCCCGAUGGUACCAUUCCCGGUUUAGACAAGGACUAUACGAUACGACCGAAUCUACCAUUCGGGAGCGGAAAGAAUAUCUUGGUUAUGCGUCUGAUUUGGGCGUUUGACCUUGGACUGAAGGAAGGAUACGCUUCAGAGAACAACAUGACAUGGUCUCUAGAGGAAGAAUAUAUGGAUGGGCUUACGUUGUCACCGAAGAAAUUCGACAUCGCGGUCACUCCUCGAAGUAGUGUGAGGGCAAAAAUGAUCGAGGAUAGUUAUAUGAAGGUUGGAGACAAUGGUGCAGAUGACGAGGUCGCAGAAAGGUUGAGAAAGUCCAUGACGCUAGACGAAUCUUGGUGGAUAGAGUAG
Messenger RNA from Psilocybe cubensis, 1473 nucleotides. RefSeq names its product Cytochrome P450 monooxygenase. The coding region runs from base 1 to 1473 and encodes 490 amino acids. Gene Ontology annotation, molecular function: iron ion binding; heme binding; monooxygenase activity. NCBI's taxonomy places the organism in Eukaryota, Fungi, Basidiomycota, Agaricomycetes, Agaricales, Agrocybaceae. The record is from RefSeq and is a predicted model, not a curated record. The transcript is spliced from 10 exons.